CUUGACCGUGCUCGGUGAUCUGCUAGUAAUGUCUGGUUCGAUAUCCCAUCUUCCGGGGUUCGGCUGCAGACCGCUGACUGAUUGAACACAGAGCUCUGCUUUGGGAACACUUUUUGGAAGUGAUGAGUGCAGACUCUAACCCUGCAGCUUCACCCAGCCCCUGUCAGGACAUCCAGGGAGAUGGUCGAUGGAUGACUUUGCACAAUCGAUUUGUGUCAGACAGUAAAGGAAAAGAGCCUGAUGUUCUGUUUGUUGGAGAUUCACUUGUCCAGCUUCUGCAUGAGUUUGAGGUUUGGCGAAAACUGUUUUCUCCUCUCCAUGCUCUGAAUUUUGGGGUUAGUGGGGAUGCUACACAGCAUGUGUUGUGGAGACUCAUAAAUGGAGAACUGGACUACAUCAGCCCAAAGGUGGUGGUGGUGUGGGUAGGCACUAAUAAUCAUGGUAACACCCCAGAACAGAUCUGUGGAGGCAUCAUGGCCAUCGUCAGUGUGAUCCAUCAGAAACUGCCCCACGCUCACACUCUUGUAUUGGGGUUGCUGCCGAGGGGGAAAAGUCCAAACCCUCUUCGUGAGCGUAACGCGAGUGUGAAUGCUCUAGUUCAGGCUGAGGUAGCGUCUCUGUCUAAUGUUUCCUUUCUGGACGUGGACCCUGGGUUCAUUCACUCAGACGGUUCUAUCUUACAUCAGGACAUGUAUGAUUACCUGCACCUCACGCAGCAGGCAUACCAGAAGGUGUGCCAGCCCUUAUAUGAACGCAUCAAAUCCCUAUUAGAUAAACAGGCUCCCUGAACGCAAAACGAGAUAAACCAUAAACACCCUUUCCUGCAUAUGGAACGGAUGUUUCAUCCUUUAUGCUCCACAUUUAGAGCAUUAUUGAGAUAUAAACAUCCUCAGGAUAACUAAUGACUGUUUAAUAGACACAAACGCAUAUAUAUCACAUGCUUUCUGUCAAUAUGCAUUGCUGCUUCCUCGUUACUAUAAGAAGAGAACCAGCUUAAAGGCAUAGUUCAUCCAAAAAUAAUAAAUUGUGAUGCCAUUCUUUGUGUAUUUCUGAUCAUUGUGUGAUUCAACUCUUUUUGCCCCCCCCCAAAAUUUUUCUUCUCUGUUCCAUAGAAUAAAUAGUUAUUCAGGUUUAGAAUGACAUGAGGGCGAGUUAGCCAAAACAGAAUUUUAUUUUUGGGUGAACGAUCCCUUUAAAUUGUCAGAUUUAUUUUAUUUACAUAAAAUGGUUAGUACAUUCCAAAGUGUGUACAUGUAUUACAAGACGCAAUAACUGGUAUGAUGUUAUUUUCACGAUGACCUCUGAUGAGUGAUAGCUGUUGAAGUGUACAUAAGUGAUGUGUCCUGCUGUUGUGUUUUGAUUGCUGAAGAAUUUCUUGUAAACCUUGUGCAGGAAACAGCCGCUUUCCCAAAAGCAUGCAGUGUGGCCCUUCAUAUGUUAAUAACUGCAUGUUUAUUUAUUGAAAGGAACAAUAUGGGUUCAUUUGGUUUCUUAGGGCUGCACGUUUUCAAGUCUUUCAUUAACCGUUAACCGAGGCCCUUAGCGGUUAAUACUCGGUUAACCAUAGUGUGCGCCAGGGUUUCCGUUGUCCGGUAAUUUCCGGACAUUGGCCGAAAAAAAAAAAAGAAAUGUCCGACAAAAUUUAAUCUCUCUGGUCAAAUUGUCCUAUUAAAACUGCCUAAUAAUCUCGCCCACUAACACAAUCUGGUAUAAAGCAAAUAUACACCGACCUUUGGCUAUCUUAUAAAGGAACAGGCUCUAGUAAUAGUUAUGUAACUUUCCGUGUUUAGGCGAUGGUAACAAGCAGGCUCCGCGGCCGCCUCGCUAAGGCUAUAGCACUAUUCGGACGGGACUAGUUUUCUAAACUACGUUUGAGUUUCGAUUCUUACCACCUGACGUCUGUGAUUUUCAUGUACCAAUUCGGACGGGACUAGUAUCUCCGUGUUUAUUACAGAGGUGGGAGGGUCUGAUUUGUGCAUCUGGGCGUCACAGAGAUCACGCGCUGUGUAUGCGUGCAUUGCAUUCAUUCAAAAUGAUUGCCAUUAGUAUUAUUACACAAUAAAUACUAAAUGGCUAGUAUAGCAAACCUUGUUAAUGUGUGGUUCUUUUUAGUUUAACUUGUUUUCCUUUUUUUUUUUUUUUAAUGUAACUGAGUACAUAAAUGAACGUGAGUAAUCUUACCUGAUGCUGAUAUUACAAUAGCCGGUAUUAACUGUUUACGCGAUCUUGCUUUUGAUUUUAUUAUUUGUAUUUUUUAUUAUUAUUAUUUAUUUGCCGCUAAGCAAAUCUAUCAAACAUCCGCGCGGUAAGAGCAUCUACGGUUAUUCACGUUGGCCAAAACACACAAGGAAUAAAAUAUCACCGGCAAUCACAGACAUUCGCAUUCAGACGGGAUUAGCUUUCUCAGAGGAUCACUGAGUUUGCUGAAAAACGGUAGGUAAUUUGCUCUGGAAUUAUCACAGAGGUUGUGUGAGAAAAACACAGACGUGGCAGAUUCGGACGGGAUUAAAAUCACUAAGUACGUCUGUGAAACGCAGAUUUCUCUAACGACCCCCUGUAAAACUAGUCCCGUCCGAAUAGGGCUUAUGAUGUUUGACAGGUACAAUAUUUGAAAAUCGAUAAAAAAUUUUUUUUAAUUACAUUUAUAUCUGAAUUUAUGUCAACCUAUAGACUUUCAAAUAUUUAAAAUGUCAUGAAUUAAUAUGUAUUUCUGUACAAAAUGACAAACAUAUUUUCCUAUUAUAUUUUGCCUGGAAACGCUUCCAACAAGGCGUCGGUUCUAUUUCUAGCAUGCACGCGUCGAGCCGCGCCUGAGCCGCGCGUCUCACGCAGGCAGUCGGCAAGCUCUAACCUGUUAACAUAACAUGGGAGCCGAAUUAAAAACAGACACGCCACGCAGCUGAGAUGCUUUCGCCCAUCGCCACGCAUCCAGUGUGUCCUGACCGGCCUAAUGAUGCCCGGGUGUUGGCUGUUGAGAUUACAACAACGAGGUUGUACUUGAAGUAUAUCUAAGUAUAUCUAAUGCACUUGCAUUUUGCCCCGUCACUGUCAAUUUUAAAGUGCUCCAACGCUGUACUUUUUUUUGCCCGCUUCAUAUUAGAAAAAUGACUACUUCUUGUGGACAUUACAAAUGUCUGGGAGCGCUCUGGCGGUCUCUGGUGGUGCAAAAAUGUUUUACAACUAAAUUCAAUGCACGCCAUUGACGUCACUUAACCGAGCAAAAUGUUUCACUCGGUUACGCAAUUUUUAACGGUUAAUCGGUUAAUCGGUUAACCAUGGACACCCCUAUCCUUUACUGAAUCCACAGUACAUGCCCACAGGCUCUUUUCUGAGAAAAGGGAAGGUGCUUUACACAAAGUUACGUAUUUAAAAUGAUUCUGUCAGAUGUGACUUUUUAGAAAUUAGUGUUUCAGUUAUUUUGAACAGUGUUGUUAUUAUUUUGGAAAGUUUCUCCCACGUAUAUGUCUACUUUAUAUUUGUAUUGUUCAUUUUGUGUUAUGUUCCAGUGUACGAUAAGCUGUCAAAUUGCAAGACAGAUAGAUGAAUUAUAUGAACAAAUUUACACUGUGGAUGAAAUCCUAAAAUCUCAUAACAACACAUGGAAUAGGUUUGUUUGGUCUAUGUAUGGCUCGGUUUCUAAUAAGUAGAGAAUUUAAAUCACAAGGAGCCAAUCCAUUGUUUUAUUUUAAUUGCAUUACAGUUAAAUCACAUUGUUGUAUUACAACCAACAAACCAUCACUUUUAAAUGUUGAAGAAUAUGGUUAAAUGUUGCAGUCUAUGAUGGUUCUGCUGCUGCUUUGUCCUGUUUGUUUUGUGUUCGUGCUGGUUUGUCUGAGGGGUUUUUGUGAACAUUAUUAUCUUCUAGUAGCCUUGAUAUUCCAGGAGAUGUAUUUUCUUAUGACUUCAAGAUUCUAUUCUGAGGUUUAGAUGUUAUGCCUGGUGCUGCAAUAAACAAUUGUCAUGGAAAACUUGGUAAA
Messenger RNA from Carassius gibelio (silver crucian carp), 3977 nucleotides. RefSeq names its product platelet-activating factor acetylhydrolase IB subunit alpha1. The transcript has 6 exons. The record is from RefSeq and is a predicted model, not a curated record. NCBI's taxonomy places the organism in Eukaryota, Metazoa, Chordata, Actinopteri, Cypriniformes, Cyprinidae. The coding region runs from base 123 to 788 and encodes 221 amino acids.